Corticium candelabrum is the source of this 2799-nucleotide messenger RNA. RefSeq lists its product as uncharacterized. The transcript has 12 exons. Bases 106 to 2799 code for a protein of 897 amino acids. Gene Ontology annotation, biological process: coenzyme A metabolic process. The record is from RefSeq and is a predicted model, not a curated record. Gene Ontology annotation, molecular function: hydroxymethylglutaryl-CoA reductase (NADPH) activity. NCBI's taxonomy places the organism in Eukaryota, Metazoa, Porifera, Homoscleromorpha, Homosclerophorida, Plakinidae.
CAACGUCACGUUUGGAUCCAAACUCAAUCCCAUCGAAUUGAAAUUUUGUCGCAGAGUCUUUCUCUUGUCGUACGCCCUUCCUACAGCUCCGCUGCAAUUAGAACGAUGUUUCGUCGAGUUCACCUUGGCGCGUUUCUUUGCUCUACGUUUACGAACACUCGUCAUCCUGUGGUUUCCAGGCUCGCUGGAGUUAACGUUUCUAGAUAUCAAUUUAGUACAACCUCAAUGUCCGGUUCUGAGGCCGCGCCCAUGUCGGACAAACCCACGGUUCCGAUCAUUGACGUUCCUACUGAACUGGAUGGCUUUGGUCAACCUCGCAUACCUUUCAGAGGUCAUUACGAGAUGGAGAAGAAUGACUUGAGAAGAAAGUGGGCUGAGCAGUUUGCUGGGGGAAAGUCUUUGGAGUUUGUGUCUGAUUGGUGGAAUGUGGAAGGAAAGGAGCAUACUGUAGACAGUCAGAUGACAUUACUGAAAGGAAAUAUAGAGAAUCCUAUUGGAUUAGCUAAAAUUCCUCUUGGGUUGGUUGGACCUGUUCUCAUGCAUGGAAAACAUGUUGAUGGGUAUGUCCUGUGUCCAUUUGCAACCACAGAAGGUGCACUAGUUGCAUCAGCAACAAGGGGAGUCACUGCUUGCAACAGAGCUGGAGGCAUUACAACUCAUGCUUUUUCUCAACAAAUGACACGUGGUCCAUGCUUUAUGACUGCAAGUUUGGUGGAAGCAGUGAAACUCACUGACUGGCUUGUGUCUCAUCUAUCUGAUCUUCAAAUGCAAGUGCAAAAUAUAAGUCGUCAUUGCAGGCUUGUUCAUGUUGAACCUUUUGUAAUUGGCCGAUCAGUCCACGCUUUGUUUGUUUGUGAAUCUGGACUAGCAGCUGGACAGAACAUGGUGACAACAGCAACAUCAGAAGCUUGCAAGUGGAUGUUAAAAGAGAUAGAAAAGACAAGGAAGGAUAUCAACAUUUUGAACUAUUGGGUUGAGACGAAUCUCAGUUCAGACAAGAAGAACAGCUAUAUUUUGAACUCUCCUUCAUCAAUUCGAGGAGUACGAGGUGUACAUGCACAAGCAGAUGUAUACAUUCCAGAGUCAGUACUGAAGAGUGUUUUGAAGAGGGAUUCAGAAGGUCUUCUGGCAACUUACCAUGCUUUUCAUCAAGGCAAUUGGUUGAUUGGAUCUCCAACGUUUACUAUCAAUAUUAGCAAUGCUGUCGCUGCUGUGUUUGCUGCAACUGGUCAAGAUAUCGCUUGCACUGUCGAAAGUUCUUCUGCCUUUUUCAAUGUGGAAAGGGCAUCUCCAUCAGAUAUUCAACGAUUUUCAAAGUUUGGAACAAUAGAUAAGUCAGAGGGAGGAUUGUACGCGUCUAUGACUUUACCAUCUUUGCAUGUUGGAACAGUAGGAGGUGGAACUGGUCUUGCAACACAAAGAGAAUGCCUUCAACUUAUGGGCUGUGAUGGAGAGAAUGGCAAUUUACGAUUGGCUGAAAUCAUUGCCGCAGUGUGUCUUGGCCUUGACCUUUCUUGCUUUGCUGCAGUAGCAAGUGGGCAGUUUGCAGCAGCACAUAAUCGUUUGGGAAAGAAUCGUCCUGACCUUGGGCUUCGUGCUGAUGAUUUGAACAAAGAGUUUUUUGAUAGUCUACUCAAUGAAGGAGAAGAAUUGAUCCGUUGGCGCUCACUUGAUGUUGACAGUCAACAGAGCAUUUUGUCAGAUCUUGCAAAAGUUCGUGAAAUUACAAAAGAAAUUGGGCAUCUUGGAUUUGAAUUAGAAUACCAACCAACUGAUUACACUGACACGAAAAGAAAGAGAAUUAUUGUUAAAACGAAGGCAACUGACUUGGAGACAUGCAAUAUGUUGAAUAAAAUUGCUCAAGGAUGUGGUGGUGACCUAGCAGAAGCAUACGAGUUUUUCAAGCUGCAGACAGGAUUUCAAGACACACACAAUCGAGAAACAACUGUAAUGUCAAUGGAAGAUUCACGAUUUGUGAACAUUGCACCAAAGGUCCAUCGUGUUUGGUGUGACCAUAAGAAGGACAUUUUUGUGAUUGCAAUGGAAAAGUUGGAAGAUGUGACUCACUUUGACACAGUGGAUGACGUAUCACAGUGGAGUAUUGACGAAAUUAAGGUUGCCUUGCGUGACAUUGCUCACUUUCAUAGCAUUUACUUGGACAAAACUGAUGAUCUGGUAAGGAAAUAUCCGUUCUUUGAGUCAACAACAAGUCAGGAACGGAUGAUGAAACUUAAACCACUCUGGACAGCUUUGCUCAAACAGAAUGUCACUGAGUUCCCAGAAAUGUGGACACCAGCAAGGAGGCAUCUUGGGUUGCUACUAAUCGACCAAAUUCCUGCCAUUUUUCAAAGGCUUGACUCUGCUCCCAGAACUCUUGUUCACAAUGAUUUCAAUCUAAGAAAUGUCUGUCUUCGUCCUUCAGCUUAUGAUGAUGAGUUGCAAGCUGAUUCUCGUCGCUUGUGUGCUUAUGAUUGGGAGCUGGCAACUGUCCAUGUUCCUCAAAGAGAUGUUGCCGAGUUUCUCUCAUUUGUUCUUCAUCCUGAAGUGUCACAUGAGGUUCGACAUGAUUUAGUUGAAUAUCACAGACAACAGCUGGAAUCAUUCUCUGGAGUGAAGUUGGACAAAAAUAGAUAUCAUCAAGAUCAUGCACUAGUAUGUUGUGAUCUGGCAAUCAAUCGUUUCCCAUUAUACUCAAUGGUCUACACUUUCAAAGAUUACCGUUUCUUGCCUCGAGUCAUAGCAUGUCACUUCAACUAUUUGCAACAUCUUGCAGAUACUGGAAAACUAACAUUUGACUGA